AAGACGAGAGUACUCCGAAUAGAAGUGUCGAAAUCAAUCAAUCUCAUUCCAAAAAACCUCGCAAAACUUCUCUACUCAAUCGUCGAGCAGAGCAUUUCGGAGAAAGUUAUAGAAAAUAAUGGAGAAAAUGAUGCUGAUGAGAUCGUUGUGCCGGUCAAUCUUCCGCAGAUCUCAAGCUUUUUCCUCCUCCACCGUAGCUGCUGGCGCCGCCGUCAGCCACCAUAUGCGCCACCUCCAUUUCUCUUCCCCUUCAACCGUCGCCUCUUCACCUAGACAAAAUCACCCGCAUCCUUUUGCAAUGCACCUCGGGGGUACUCGUUCUUUCAGCGAAGAUGUUGCGCAUAUGCCUGUUAUAAAAGACCCAGAGAUUGAACGUGCUUUUAAGGACUUAAUGGCCACAAACUGGAAUGAGCUCCCACCUGCAGUCGUUGAAGAUGUAAAGAAUGCAUUGUCUAAGAAUACUGAGGACAAGGCUGCCCAGGAUGUUCUGAAAAACGUAUUCCGAGCAGCAGAGGCGGUUGAGGAAUUCACAGGAAUUAUCAUGUCACUGAAAAUGGAGAUGGAUGAUGCCAUUGGGGCUAGCGGCGAGAAUGUGAAACAACUGCCAGAAGAAUAUGUGAAGGCAAUGCAGACAAUCUUCAACAGAUAUGCUUCAUAUUUGGCUGCUUUUGGGCCAGAAGAGACCUAUUUGAAGAAGAAAGUGGAAAUGGAGUUGGGAUCAAAGAUGAUAUAUUUGAAAAUGAGGUGCAGUGGCCUCAAUGCUGAGUGGGGAAAGGUUACAGUCCUGGGAACUUCUGGACUCUCUGGUUCUUAUGUUGAGCAAAGGGCAUGAACCUCGAAAGACAGCCAAAGGAAUUUUCUUUUCAUGUUUGCAUGACUUGCGGAACAACAACGCCAAUACAAUCUCUAGAUAAGUUUUUACUUCCAAGUAUAUGGUACUUGCAAUGUGUUUGUCAUAGCUUGUUUGCUGAAAUUUGUCAUUCCAACAGUUUAGUACGAUAAUAAUGAUGGCCAACUUCUGAGUUUCUGAUGGUGUAAUUUGUUGGCUGAAACUUUAAGUUGGGAUAUAAAUAGCCUGACUCGAGGGUAAUGGAUCGCUUGUUAAGGCAUCUUGAAAUGUGAUUAUAGGUUGUUUUCAA
Molecule: messenger RNA, 1139 nt
Organism: Sesamum indicum (sesame)
Lineage: Eukaryota; Viridiplantae; Streptophyta; Magnoliopsida; Lamiales; Pedaliaceae
Gene: SDH5
Product: succinate dehydrogenase 5
Biological process (GO): tricarboxylic acid cycle
Cellular component (GO): respiratory chain complex II (succinate dehydrogenase)
Source: RefSeq, a predicted model, not a curated record